Messenger RNA from Mucor mucedo, 3070 nucleotides. Its product is annotated as 6-phosphofructokinase. The transcript is spliced from 4 exons. Gene Ontology annotation, biological process: fructose 1,6-bisphosphate metabolic process; fructose 6-phosphate metabolic process; canonical glycolysis. Gene Ontology annotation, cellular component: cytoplasm; 6-phosphofructokinase complex; mitochondrion. NCBI's taxonomy places the organism in Eukaryota, Fungi, Mucoromycota, Mucoromycetes, Mucorales, Mucoraceae. The coding region runs from base 161 to 2911 and encodes 916 amino acids. The record is from RefSeq and is a predicted model, not a curated record. Gene Ontology annotation, molecular function: AMP binding; fructose-6-phosphate binding; identical protein binding.
CGUCACACAAAAUCAUCCCACUGUAUUCAAAUGAUAAACCCAUGAAUGCAAGUCUAAAAAAGGUCUCAUAAUCGAUAUAUAAAAUCUCAUCUUUUCGGAUUCAGUUUUCCCUCUUUUUUUUUCUUCUUUAUCUUAUUAUACAACCCGAUAUAUAUAAAAAAUGCUUGCUCAAGGUCUUUCGCAUAUCAUUUUCAACGCGUCUAAUAAGGAAGAUUUUGAACGCACUUUAAUUUUUUACAAGUCUCUUGGAUUCAAGAGCAUUACGGAUUCACCUGAAGAGGAUACCAGGGUUGCUUGGUUGAAAUUAGCUUCCACCGUAUCCAUCAAAGUUAUUUUGACCGCCUCCGCUAUCCCACAACGCAAACCUGCAGGUGAUACUGAUUGGUCAUUAGAAGAGCAUGCUCUUGCAUUUAGCAUCAAUAACAUUGACGCUGUCAAAUCUAAAUUGAAGGAGUUGGAUGCACCUGAUCAAGAUCAUUCCGACAAAAACUCAACAAAACUUUAUGUAUUAGAUCCUUUGAACAAUAUCAUUCUUUUAACAAACAAGCCUGCCAUUUUAAAAGCAACAAGUGCUGCCGCUGCUGUUGAAACCGCCACCGCUUCUGGUAAGCGUCAAAAGAUUGCUGUCCUCACCUCAGGUGGUGAUGCGCCCGGUAUGAACGCUGUUGUUCGUGCCGUUGUUCGUUAUGGUAUCACCAAGGGCUGUGAUAUUUUUGCUGUGUAUGAAGGUUAUCAAGGUCUUGUGGAUGGUGGUGAUCUCUUGAAAAAGAUGGAUUGGAAGAGUGUUCGUGGAUGGUUAGCGGUUGGUGGUACAACCAUCGGUACAGCUCGUUGUAUGCCCUUUAAGACCCGUGAAGGUCGUCUUAAGGCAGCCGAGAAUCUUGUUUUAAACGGUAUUGAUGCCUUGAUUGUUUGCGGUGGUGAUGGUUCCUUAACCGGCGCUGAUCUUUUCCGUAAUGAAUGGGGAGGAUUAGUGGAUGAACUUUUAAAGACCAAGCGUAUCAGUCAGGAACAGGCAAAUGCCUAUCAUGUUUUGACCAUUGUUGGUCUUGUCGGUUCGAUUGAUAACGAUAUGUCAUCUACUGACAUCACCAUUGGUGCUGUAACAUCUCUUCAUCGUAUCUGUGAAUCCGUGGAUGCCGUUUCUACUACCGCUUUAUCUCAUUCUCGUGCAUUUGUUAUUGAAGUGAUGGGUCGUCAUUGUGGUUGGUUAGCUCUGAUGGCUGGUAUUGCUACGGGUGCGGAUUUCGUUUUCAUUCCUGAGAAGCCACCCAAGGAAGAAGAUUGGGAGUCUUUGAUGUGUUCAGUUGUGGAACGUCAUCGUCAUUUAGGUAAGAGAAAGACGGUUGUUAUUGUUGCUGAAGGUGCUAUCGAUAAAAACUUGAACCCAAUCAAGGCUGAUUAUCUCAAGGACAUCUUGACCGACCGCCUUGGUCUUGAUACUCGUGUUACUAUCUUGGGUCAUACUCAACGUGGUGGUGCCCCCGCUUUCUUUGAUCGUCUUUUGGCCACUACACAAGGUCUUGAAGCUGUGGAUGCCGUACUUGAAGCUACUGCUGAUACACCUUCUCCCAUGAUUGGCAUGACUGAUAACAAAAUCACUCGUUUCCCUCUUAUGAAGGCUGUUGCCUUGACCCAUGAAGUAGCUGAAGCCAUCAGUAAAAAGAACUUUGCCCGUGCUAUGGAACUUCGUGAUCCCCAAUUCGCUGAGGAAUAUGAAGCCUAUCAUGCAACCACAAUCUUGGAUGAUUGCUCUCUUGGUUUACCAGCUCAUCAACAAUUACGUAUUGCUAUUAUUCACAUGGGUGCACCUGCUGGUGGUAUGAACGCUGCCACUCGUACAGCUGUCCGUUACUGUCUUAACCGUGGCCAUACACCUAUUGCCGUCAACAAUGGUUUUGCUGGUCUUGCUCGUGGAUCAAUGAGUGAAAUGACCUGGAUGGGUGUGGAUGGUUGGACCGCACUUGGUGGAUCAGAAUUAGGUACAAACCGUGCUGUUCCUGGUGAGGAUAUUGAUAUGGGUAUGGUGACAUAUCAAAUCCAAAAGAAUAAUAUUCAAGCCCUUAUGAUUGUGGGUGGUUUCGAAGCCUUUGUUGCUAUUGAAAAGUUGGAGGCAUCUCGUGAUCAAUACCCUAGUCUCCGUAUCCCCAUCACUUUAAUUCCUGCCACCAUCUCCAAUAACGUUCCUGGUACCGAUUACUCUCUUGGUUCAGAUACUUCUUUAAACGCUAUUGUCAACUCUUGUGAUGCUAUCGUUCAAUCUGCUCAGUCAUCGCGUCGUCGUGUGUUUGUUGUUGAAGUCAUGGGUGGUCGUAGUGGCUAUUUGGCUGUGGAAGGUGGUCUUGUUGUGGGUGCUAAUACAGUAUACAUCCCUGAGGAAGGUAUUAAUCUCGGUCGUCUCCAAUCCGAUGUUGAACAUUUAAGAGCCAUGUAUACCGAUGAUGAUCCCGAUAAGAGUGAAGGCAGAAUCAUUUUGCGUACCGAAGAUGUCUCCAAGACCUAUACUACCGAAGUUAUUUCUGAUAUUCUUAAAGAAGAAGGUGAUGAAAUGUUUGAUUCUCGUACAGCCGUUUUGGGUCAUAUUCAACAAGGUGUAACUCCUUCCCCUCUUGAUCGUAUUAGAGCUACCCGACUUGCUACUCGCUCCAUCCAAUUCUUUGAAGAACAUACAGCUGAGGCGCUUGAUAAGGCACACGAGUCAGGAUCCCCCGUUCCUAUUGAAUUGACAAACUCCAAGGCAUCUGUGACAGUCGCUGGUAUCAGUGGUAGUGCUGCUAUCUUCACACCCGUCACUGAUUUAUUACCCAUUACUGAUAUGAAGAACCGUAAACCUCGUAACGCUUGGUGGGCUGAACACAGACCUAUCAUUGAUAUGUUAGCUGGCCGUGGUCAUUUUAAGAUCGAAAAAUAACUCUUUCGUAUUUUUAUUGUAAUCACAUUUUCAUUAUUUCAUAUAGAAGCAUUUUAAUUCAUAAAACACUUUUUUUUUUGCGUUGAUUAAUUUCUGUGAGCUGUUUUCAUGUAUGAACAAGACUAAAUCACAAAUCGGACAGCUUUUGUAUAAAUUAAA